AUGGAGAAACCAUCCCAAUUUUCGUUGGAGAGAUCCGGAGCAGAGGCAACAACAACAGCCACCAGCGAUGCAACCGCCGCAGCAGCAAAACUACCGUCCUCCACAUCAAAGGAGCAAGGCAAAUCACUUGAGGAGAUGAUGGCGGAUUUGAUAGGCAACCAACAAUUUUUGCAAGGUAAUGUUCAACAGCUUCAACAAUCUCAAGCCGAGCAGAAGGUGCAAAUCGAGGGACUAACUCGUCAGAUGUCUCAACUCGCCACAUCCAUGAAUCAACUUAAAGGACAUAUUGGAGCCUUACCAUCUCAAGUUCAUGUGAAUCCCAAGGAGAAUGUCAACAAGAUCACAUUGAGGAGCGCGAACAGAGGUUCGACAGUUGAGCAGAAGGGCAAGGGAACAGCACUUGAGUCCACCGAGGAGGAGCAAACCAAGGUCUCCAAACCUUCGAGCCUACCUGAUCCUAAGGUUGCAAUAUCAGUUCCCUUCCCAGGACGAUUGGCGAAGAAGAAGCCGGAGGAGAAGCUCAUCAAUUUUGUGAAGAUCUUCGGCAAACUUGAAGUGAAUCUUCCCUUCCUUCAAGCAUUGAAAAUUCCUCCAUUUGGGAAAUUUUUGAAGGACUUCAUCGCUGGAAAGUCUAAGAAAUCUGGAAAAAUUUUGGUAGAUACUAAAGUUGUGAUUCAAUUAGCCGAUGGAUCAUGUGUGCACCCUGAAGGUUUGCUUGAAAAUGUCCUUGUGAAAGUGAAUAAUUUUGUUUAUCCUGCUGAUUUCUAUGUGGUGAAAAUGAGUGGUAUGCAGUCGAAGGAGUCAGCUGGUGUUCUUCCCCAUGCUGUUAAAGCUGUUUGUGCCACUAAUGUUACUGACCCUUUUGUCCAAGAACAUCUUGAGACUAAAUCUGUGCAGGACAAAUUUCUUCAUGUUGACUCGAAACUCGCAGGUUCUGGACAUACGGACUGUUUGCCCAAACGGAAGCCACGCGACAGAAGUCUGCAUUUUGAUGUGGAACUACCCGACUUAAAAGAUAAGUGUGUGGAUGAGCUUCGUCUUGAAGCUUAUGAUGCUGCGAUGUGGUAUAAGGAUCACACCAAGAUGUGGCACGACAAGAACUUUCAAGGAAAGACAUUUACAGUCGGCCAAAAGGUACUUUUGUUCCAGUCAAAGCUGCGGUUGAUGACCGGAAAAUUGAAGACGAAGUGGAUUGGCCCCUUCGUGAUACAGUCUGUUUGCCCAGACGGGGCGUUUGAGAUUCGCAGUUUAGACACGGCUAAGAUAUUCACCGUGAACAGACAACGUUUGAAGCCGUACUAUGAUGCCUCUUCUUUGGUUCCAGCGGAGUCUGUUUCGCUGCUGCUUUCGGGCACGUUUUGA
Molecule: messenger RNA, 1362 nt
Organism: Salvia miltiorrhiza (redroot sage)
Lineage: Eukaryota; Viridiplantae; Streptophyta; Magnoliopsida; Lamiales; Lamiaceae
Exons: 4
Coding region: 1-1362 (453 amino acids)
Source: RefSeq, a predicted model, not a curated record